Molecule: messenger RNA, 5968 nt
Organism: Aethalodelphis obliquidens (Pacific white-sided dolphin)
Lineage: Eukaryota; Metazoa; Chordata; Mammalia; Artiodactyla; Delphinidae
Gene: CUNH3orf38
Product: chromosome unknown C3orf38 homolog
Exons: 3
Coding region: 573-1511 (312 amino acids)
Source: RefSeq, a predicted model, not a curated record
AGUGUAAUGUUAAACAAAACCAAAUUGUUUUAACACAGAACUACGUAAUUUAAGAAUAUCAAACUACAGGUGCUCCCAACGCAGAAGUGGCCGCAGAGAACUUUCGAGCGCUCCCGGGGUCCCGGCCCAAAGGCGGGGAGGAGACGCCUCCAUUGGCCGGCCCCGCGGCAUCACGGGAGCUUGUCUUGCGCUGGGGCCGCUGCCGGCUUUCCGCGCACCUGCCCUGCGCAGCCUCCCAGGCGUUCUUUUGGAGAAGGGACUCCUGAGGAGUUUAGGUUUCGUUUUCCCUUGUGGAAGGUCGAUGUUCCCGGUGUAAAUGCGGAGUUUCCCUAAAGUGAGACCCGUGGGACUCCACUCAGUCCCCGAGAGCCCGGAACCACCGGUCGGAGCACCGCGUUCCCUUAGUGCCCUCAUUAACGAUCACUUACGCGCCCACGGCUCUGGAAUACCCGAGGCCUUUUGGCUGCGAACAACGGGAAGAGCAUUUCCGGUACCUGUUGCCACGGCGCCGGCCCAGUGGGCCUAAGGGGGCGAAGUUAUUGGCGUCCUCUCCCCGCUUUCUGGGGGUAGAGAUGUCGGGGCUCAGCUACUCAGAGAUGGAGGGCUGUCGUAACCUGCUCGGUCUGUUGGACAACGACGAGAUCAUGGCCCUAUGCGACACCAUCACCAACCGCCAGGUGCAGCCGGAGGACCGCCAAGAUGCCAUUCAUGCAAUAUUAGUGUACAGUCAAAGUGUCGAAGAACUUUUGAGGCGUAAAAAAGUCCACCGAGAAAUCAUAUUUAAGUACUUGGCAACACAGGGGGUUAUUAUACCUCCAGCUACUGAAAAACACAAUCUUAUUCAGCAUGCAAAGGAUUACUGGAAAAAGCAGUCACAAUUGAAAUUGAAGGAAACGCCAGAGCCAGUUAAGACAGAGGACAUUAGACUCUUUGAACAGGAGAAAGAAGAUAAAAAAGCUGAAAACGUUGAUUUUCGUCGAUUAGGUGAAGAAUUCUGUCACUGGUUCUUUGAACUUCUUAAUUCUCAGAAUCCUCUUCUGGGACCACCUCAAGAUGAAUGGGGGCCACAGCACUUCUGGCAUGAUGUCAAGCUUAGGUUUUAUUACAACACAUCUGAACAAAAUGUGAUAGACUACCAUGGAGCAGAAAUUGUGAGCCUUCGUCUGCUGUCACUAGUGAAAGAAGAAUAUCUUUUUCUCAGUCCCAACCUAGAUUCCCAUGGACUGAAAUGUGCUUCUUCUCCCCAUGGUCUAGUUAUGGUUGGAGUUGCUGGGACUGUCCACCGAGAGAACACUUGUUUGGGCAUUUUUGAACAAAUUUUUGGACUCAUCCGCUGCCCUUUUGUGGAGAAUACUUGGAAAAUCAAAUUUAUCAACCUGAGAAUUAUUGGAGAGAGUUCCCUUGCUCCUGGAACAUUAAUGAAACCAGCUAUUACACUUGAACCAAGUGAUCUAGAAGCCUUUUAUAAUGUAAACACUUUGUGUGGUCCAGUGAAGGAUGACUCAGUGUAAGGCAGGCAUUGGAUAGUGAGACUGGAGACCAAACUUUAUCUAGUGGAAAUGAGGCACUGUUGAACAAAAGAGAACUAAUUUUACCUAGCCCUUGAAGCACUGAGUACUAUAUUUCAGUCUGAAAAAUCUUCUAUACAGAAAUUCUUCCAAAUACUACAUCAGUAAUGUCUAAGUGAUUUCAGAUUUGGGGAUUGACAUAUUUUAGUUGAAAUGUCUUUCUUGACUACAGACUAACAUGUUAUGUGAACACUUGCCUCUUUCUACUUGAGUUGCAGCAAAUGUUCUGAAGGCUUCAUGCAAUUCAUCAAAUAAAUCCCACUUUAGAUGUAACUAACUGUGUGCCUUAGAAACCAGUUAAUAUUUUCAUUUUACUUGGUGGAUAUUCUGCUAAUAUCUGUACUUGUCAUGCGGGAAAAAAUUAAUAGUGUUCAAGGCUUCCCCUUUUAAUUUUCUCAUUUACUUUUGUCUAAAUCUGGGUAAUUUUACAAAUGCAUCUCAUGACAGUAUUGCUUAAAAAAUACAAAUUUUAGAGAUGUUUACUGUAAACUCAGUAAAUGAGUAAGCUCACUUUCUAAAAUGAGUAAACUCAUUUUAGAAAACUUGAAUGACAUUCUUAUACAAAAAGUCCAGUAAUUUAGCUGGUAGAAAAAAAUCUAAUUUGCCUUUCAAAAUAUUUGAGGAACAUUUUUCAGAGUUAUCUGCUGUUGUCCAAGCUAAAUAUCUUAAAAUCUGCAACACUUUCUGAACAAUUUUGGGCAAUGGUAAGUGCUGUUCUCAAAACAGACUUUUUUCUUUAUCUAAAGUUUCGGCUAACAGUUUUAUAGAGCAUUUAUUGUAAUAGCAUAUAAAGGAAACAUACUAUUGAAAAUUUUUUUAAAGGUUUGCCCAGUUCCUAAUUUAAAUGAGUUACUGUGUUUUCUCUUGAAUGAUUUUAGAAGAGGUGACCAAAAAAAAAAAAAAAACAUAUAUUGAGAUAUACUCCCACAUCAUAAAUUAAAAUUAUUAGGAUUUUUUUAACCUCUUAAUUUGUUUUACUAGAUUUGAGUUACCAGGUUAAGUUGCCAGGUUACACAGUUGGUUUCAAGUUUAAAUUCCUCAUCACCCAGCAGCUACUUGCUGAAUCUGAAUUUAAUUAGUAAUUUUAAUUUACAAAAAUCCCAUUUGGAAAAAAUUCAACUGGGAAAUGUGAUGAGGUAUUGUUCAUAUUAAUUUUUUUAACUUUAACUCUGCUCAUGACCAUCUAGGGUAACUGAUAAAAUUUUGGAAGCAGGAGGAAAAUAUUAAUCUUUUUUUUUUUUUAGUCCUAUGCCUCUUACGAGGAGUACAAAUUGGUAUGUCCUAAAAUAAGAACUUAAUAAAGAAGGGAAAUCCCUUUUUCUGCUGUAAGAAUAGUUUUUUGUUUCGAUUUAAACCUGUUAUCUUUUUCUUUAAGUUUGAAGUAUCAUUAUAGCAUGUUAUCGAUAAAUAUACAAAGUAAAGGAUAAAAUUUGAAAUUAUUCCCAUCAGUUUUCUUUGUGCUAUUGAUGUCAAGUAUUAUUAUCAAGAAAUAAUACCAAAGAUGCUCAGGAUGGGCAGAAAUUACCUGUAGAUAUGUUCAGUACUGAAUUUUUGAAUGUGUAAUGCUCAAGGAAGGCUGUAAUCUGCAUGUUCUUUUAAUCACCCUUAAAAAUGUGAAAUCUUUCCGAUAGACCAAAUGAGAAUUAGAGCUAUAUUUUAUUUCCUUUGAAUCCCCACCGCUGGGCACACAGUAGGACCUAAUGUCUAAGUGAAUGGGUGAAUGAAUGAGCAAAAGAAGCUUAUAUACUGUAUAAAAGACUUUUUUGCAUGUAGAUUUUGUCUUUGGCUCUAGUCAUUAGUGGUGGUUUUGGGGUUAUAUCAUGUUUGACUUUAAUACGUGAAUACACAAACUUUUAGACCCCAAACUAAGAUUUAGGAUAAUUUUAACUUUCCAUUAAAAUUCACUGACUUUCAAAAGCCCAAGGUCAGAGUAGGAUAUACUGGAGGGCCCUAAGAUACCUAGAAACCAUUAUAAGGGAAGUGUAUACUUCCUGUUCAGAGAAAGAAGACCUAGAAGAACUGAAAUUUGCUCAUGAAGCUUAAAGCUUGGUCAGGCCUUUGAGAAGGUCCAAAAGCACAGUGCAGAUUGAACGCUACUUUUACUACCACUCACUACUCUGUUUAUGUUAGGGAAUAGUAGAGACUAUAGCUUUGUCUAGUACUUCAUUAUACUCAGCUGGUAUUUGUGAAGUUUGUGGAGUAAAGUAGUAAAGAAUACAACUAACUCCACACAUAAUUCAUAGUAAUUGGGUGGUCAAACCAGGGGACACCCGAUCUUUAUUUACUGGAGGCUGAUUUGCUAUAGCCAACAGUAUACAUCAAUAUCCUUUUUUGUUAAAAACUUAAAAGUAAUAGUUGUAUUGGGAUGUUUUACUAAUAUCCAGAAUACCAAAAAACGUAUUUCAUGUGUCUUACUAAAAUACCAAAUAAUAGAAAAAAAGCCGUAUCUAAUUUAUUAAAUCAACUUGAAAAUGGCAAACAGGAAAACAUUCUUGAGUUUUCAGAAAGGCAACAUUUUUAUGCUAAAGGAAGGCUACUUAGUCCCAGUAAGAAAUUGUAAUAGCACCCCAGAAAAGGAUUUAAAGAAUAAUGGUUUAACUAAAUGAGAUAAUCAGAAACAUUGUGUUUUAACAAAAUGGCUCUUGUGGCUUAAAAGGUCAUAAAAAUGAGUGAACCAUACCUUGAUGUUUUUCUCACCAUCUAUUUUCACAAAUUUAGAUUCCCUUUUCACUGCUUUUUUGGGUUGCAGGGGAUAGUCAUUGACCUUUUGAAAAAGAGAGCUAUAUUCUUUCUAGAAAAAAUAUGUUUGCAUAUAGUAUUACAAUUUUUGCAUAUUUCAUUGAGUUCUUGGACUUCCCUGAAGCACAUCUGUGAGUCCUAACAGGGAUCCUUCUGCUCCAUAUUCAAAUCCUGCCGUAAUAAUUUUAUUUCCCCCAGACUACUACUCUACUGUGUUAAAAAUUAAAAUUAUUUUUAGAAACUUUUGUGCCCUUGCCAGAGUCCUUAAGCUAGAGGACUAAAUUUUACGAACGAAAGAAUAAUCUCUAGAAAGUCUGUCAGUUUAUGAUAGUUGUUUGUAUUUUGUUUUUCAAUAGAUGUUAGCUAUUAAGGCGAAACCUACUGCAGUACUGUCAAGUGUAACAUGAAUGCAGAAUUCAUUUUAUUUGGACAAGACAAGUUCAAUGAACAUGCUUUGGAGAAAGUGAUAAAAAUGUGAAAAAAACAUUAAUGUUCUUAAGAUCUUUACAAAACUUUAUCCUAAGGAGAUGUCUAUUUGGUAAUGUUUGCAUAUUGCUAAUUCUAAUGAAAGAUUUUAAAAAUAUGAACAUUUCUUCUGAAGGGUCUAUAUUUGUGAUCAGCUCCCUCCCCCUCUCCUCCCCAACCCUAUUUAUAACCUUUGUAUAUAGCCAGUUUGAAGGUACACAGCCCAGCUGUAAUGCUGGGAAAUAAGACUUAUGGAUCUGGGUUCUCUUCAAGUUUAUAUGCAUAUAUUUAUUGAGCAUCUACAAUCUGUAAGUCACUGAAUCAAAUAUAAGAUAAAAUAAUACAUCAAUAAGUUGAUUUACCUCAACUUCUCAUGUUGAAUUCAAAUCUCAGUCUCUGGGUUUAGAUAUCUUAAAGUGAGAGCUACAUUAGGCCCUUUGCUAGAGUUGGAAGGAAAAUAAUUUCAGAACUGUGUCAGAGUGCACUAAAUCCUUUCAGCUUUACUUUUUCUAGUUUGAACCUUUCCUGUAGUCUUUCAGUAAAGUAAUAUUAAAAUUGACUAUGAUGUUUACUGUGAGUUAUAAAAGCCUAUUUUUUCUUGCACUUUAUUUUCAGUCUGACUUUUGCUACUCCCUUAUUUUGAAAGAAUUUAAACUCGAUUCCUCAUUUCCUCACAUGUAAAAAUGAACCAGUUAGAUGAUUUCUAAGAUCUGGAACAAUUUUGUUACAGGUUACACGAUUUUGUGAUUGUAUGCCUUCUCAGCAACUUAAGAAUAUUACUUUCAAAUGAAUUUGUAGUUCAUUAUUAAGGAAAUUCUUUUAUUAUUUUGCUUCCUCAUAAAUCAUGCUCAUUGAAAAAACAAAGAAUGAAAAAUGUGUUUUUCAAUCAUUUUUAAGGAUAUGUGUAUAGUAUGUUUCUAUUUACAGAGGAAAUAAAAAGAUUAAAAAAUUACAGAUCAUAUCUAGAAUAGAAAAGGGAAAAGUAUGAAGCCUUUAAAAUACUGUCCUACUUUCUAAUCACUAGAAAUGCUUAAGUUGUUUGAAAAAUUGAUGUUCUGUACAACUUUUUUGCUUUGUUGCAUAUGGUUAAAAUAUAUGUCCAUGUUUUAGUCAAGAAGAGUGUAAAGUGGUUGACAGAAGGCCAAAUUAUAGACUGACAGCAAUCCCUAGUAAAAAUAAAGAUGUUAAUAAAAUAA